Molecule: messenger RNA, 490 nt
Organism: Thamnophis sirtalis
Lineage: Eukaryota; Metazoa; Chordata; Lepidosauria; Squamata; Natricidae
Source: RefSeq, a predicted model, not a curated record
AUGCUGGGAGGUGUUGGACAUCUAACAAUUGGUAGGGCUGUCCCAUCUGAUGACAGCGAAUGUCCGCAGAUGGAGAAGACCCACAGCUCCGCUCAUCUUGGGACUUACAGGGUCUCUGCUCAAAAUGAGAAGCCGCUGAAAGUCAAGUCAGUCGUCGCAGAUCAAUUUCCUUACGGUAAACACGAAGGCAUCACAAUUGAAUGCUCCAGUAUAUCUGACUACUCCGAAAAGAUCAUCAAAUCCAACCACUUGGAUCACAUCAUCACAAUAUUUAAAGGCAAAGUGGAAGAAAUUGACUUGCCUGUGGACAAAGUAGAUAUCAUAAUCAGUGAAUGGAUGGGCUACUCCCUUUUCUAUGAGUCCAUGCUUAAUACAGUCAUCUUUGCCCGGGACAAGUGGCUGAAACCAGGAGGGCUCAUGUUUCCGGACCGAGCGGCUUUGUACAUGGUGGCUAUCGAAGACCGACAAUACAAGGAUUUCAAAAUCCAUU